AAAGUGGCGGUCACGUGACGGACCGCGGCGAUUGUCACGUGACGGACAAGCUAUGGCGGCUUUCAUGGAGCAGGGCGUGCAGAUGGAGUUUCCCUGGAACCGGCUGCGGGUUCUGGAGCUGAUCGACCUGUACAAGAUCGAGGACGUGCUGUGGAACAUCAGCAACCGGGACUACCACAACAAGGCGAUGAGACAGGCCGCGCUCGUCCGCCUGAGCGCGAAGCUCGCCGCGCCCGUGCACGAGGUGAACAAGAAGCUGAUGAACCUGCGCACGUACUACAGCAAGGAGCUGGCCAAGGUGAAGCGCUCGCGCGUCCGCGCGGCGGCCGCCGGGGGCGGGGAGGUCUACCGCUCGCAGUGGCCCUACUUCCACUUCAUGGACCACUUCCUCAGCCCGCAUGUGGUGCCCCGCAAGUCCCACACACAGGAGCUGAGGGAGGAGAACGGUGAGGUGGAGGUGGAGCUGGAGGGAGAGGUGGAGCAAACGGAGGCCCUAAGCCCUGUGGUGAUCAGCCCUGCCCCACCCACUCCUCCUCCUCCGCCCCUCCCCGCCCCCGGCCCCGCCCCCGGCCUGAGAUGGAGCCUGAGCUCUUUCCCGGAGGUUCGGGUGGCCCGGAGGCGGGCCGUGGAGACCCCGCCCCUCUGCGGUGCGAAGCGCCACAGGGAGGACCUGCUUCUGCGCGAGGCCGUGCGGGCCUACAAGACCACCGCGGCGACCGCCUCCCUCGUCCCCGCCCCCCUGGCCCCCGCCGACGUGGACGACGUGUUCGGCAGGCACGUGGCCAAUGAGCUGCGGCUGGUGGGGGACCUGCGCGCCAAGCAGUACGCCAAGCUGCAGAUCCAGAACAUUCUGUUCCAGGCGCAGUUCGGCCUGUCCUCCCCGUUCCCGUCGUCCGCUGGACCCCCCUCCCCCGACGGCCUGCCCCUGGACACAGAGCUCCCCCCGGACCCUGCCUUCCUGCACCUGCAGAUGCCUUCCUCCUCCUCCUCGUACCCCCACGCGGACAGGGGGAACCCCUCUCUGCAGGUGCUGAAGAGCAGCCCACGAUCUCUGGAGCCCUCAGAGUAA
Molecule: messenger RNA, 1069 nt
Organism: Anguilla anguilla (European eel)
Lineage: Eukaryota; Metazoa; Chordata; Actinopteri; Anguilliformes; Anguillidae
Exons: 4
Coding region: 53-1069 (338 amino acids)
Source: RefSeq, a predicted model, not a curated record